Messenger RNA from Carassius carassius (crucian carp), 2059 nucleotides. RefSeq names its product transmembrane protein 125-like. The transcript has 3 exons. Lineage: Eukaryota; Metazoa; Chordata; Actinopteri; Cypriniformes; Cyprinidae. The coding region runs from base 855 to 1523 and encodes 222 amino acids. The record is from RefSeq and is a predicted model, not a curated record.
GUAGCGUAGCACUUGAAACGCGAAGCAGAAUGAACGAACAUAUUGAAUCGUUGUAUGGCGUUUUCAUUUGGCGUCAUUUAAUUUAAGACCUUAGGAUCAGAAGCUUCUUAUCUCUGCAGGUGUCCCGCUGGAGAAGAGCGGCGAGGUCACACAUUCACAAAUACACAAACACACACACACACACCCAGCUGAACAACACACUGCGCGAUCAGGGAGACCACACCUCCGAACGGAGGGCAAAAGUCCGGACGGAUCGAGCAGUGCACCUGCGACGACAUUCGCCAUGAACAACCUGAUAUGGUCGGGAUUACUGUGCGAGACUUCAAUUAAACUUGAUGUCUGUUUUAGCUGAGCGCGUUUCACCUCUCAGACGGAUUGGCUGUAUUUGUCUUGCUGUGUGUGUUUGUGGCUGAUGUGUUCGGGAUGGUGUGCUGCCUGCUAGCGCAUCACAGAUCGUGACCUGUCGCAUUCUGGCCAAGAGAAAAACUCAGAGACUUGCUCCAUUGUCUGAGUCUAGCAACCAGGCAGAGAAGAGUAUGCUAGACAAGGCAUCAGCUGUUGUAUGGUGACCGGAGACAAAACAAGAGCCUGCUUUAUGAAUGCUUCUUUUUCAGAUACAUUAGAGACCUGCAUGUCCGAGAUACAACAGUGUACUGGUUGACUAGAAAAUGAGUGGCGCGCAAUGCUCAGCAUUCACACCUGUCGGGAAAGAUGCCAUUUGCUCUAAAUCUUCAAGAAAGCCACCAAACUUCAAUAGCCAACAGCAACAUGAUUCAAGAAAGAGGAGAAGGAACUGUAACCAGGUGUCCUCUCACAGCUGGGACCUGUCUUGAGCACCAUUAGCAUCGAACAUAAUGUCAGAGCUGGAGGACUAUUCCCCUCCUCGGGGCCACCUUCAUCCUGACCCGGCUCGCAUCCAGCAGAACCUGCUUGAGGAGCAGGUGGAGCUCUGGUGGUUCAGCGAACCACGCAAAUCCUUAUUAUGCUACUGCGCUUCAGUGGCCUUGAUCUUAGGCUGCGGCCUGGGUGGUGUAGGCCUCCUUUCCACUACCACCAGCCUUUCCAGCGAGUGGCGACUUGGUGCCGGAACUGUUCUUUGCCUUCUCGCUCUGGCCGUCCUUCUCAAGCAGUUGCUGAGUUCUGCUGUUCAGGACAUGAACUGUGUGCGUAGCAGGCGUCGGAUCAACAUGCUAAAGAGCGGUGGUUUAUCUGACGUCCUCAUCGUGUUGAUCACGGGAAUCUCUCUGCUAAUAUGUGGAGCUGUCCUGCUGAAUGUGGCCCUUUCCUACCACAUGCCCAAACCUGGGAAGGCGCUGAAUGACAUGUAUAUAUCCGGGGUGGUGAUGCUGGUAGUUGGGAGUUUUACAGUGUUAGCGGUUGGGAUAUAUGCCGUAGUAGUUUACCUCAUAGAGAUGUCAAGGCCAGGACAGAGGCGAUGGGAGAGGACAGUGGGGAUCUUCAGCAUUUCAGGCCAGAUGCAGGCAAGGAGAGAGACUGCUUCAAGCCUGGCUCAUCUGAUAUAACUGUGACUACUUAAUAAAUAUACCAUUCUUUUACUGAACAGAAACUGAGAUGAAAAACCAGCACUCUCAAUUAAAUGAUACUUUGAACCCAUUAAACUAAAGCACAAAUCACAUGUGACAUUUACAAUUAUAUUUUGAUUCACAUUUUGGCUCAAGGAUCCAAGUCAUUAAAGAUUUCAGGGUUUAAGCACAAAAAUGUAGCUUUUACAUGUGUCACUCCAAUAAAGUACAGUUAAAAGUACUGAAAAAGCACAAAAAUAAUCUAAAGUUUGACCUUUAAUUGAUUUUAGGUAAAACAUGCUGCUUUAUCUCCAACGCUUUUAGACAACUACAAUAUGUGCAUGUCCUUGACUGCUUUAUUUAUGUGGGCAACUGUGAGCAUACCAAGUCGUUGUCCAUGAUGGGAUGUCUUUAGCUUUUCAGGAGUUCUGAUGUGUGGGUAAAUUGACUGACUGUGUCAGCUGAAUUCACAUGUGUGUGGAUUUAUAGUGCAGGCAAUGCUUUGGAUCAAAUAAAGAAUCAGAAUAUCAUUCUGA